This is a messenger RNA of Python bivittatus (Burmese python), 2106 nucleotides long. RefSeq names its product HAUS augmin-like complex subunit 3. Lineage: Eukaryota; Metazoa; Chordata; Lepidosauria; Squamata; Pythonidae. Gene Ontology annotation, biological process: microtubule organizing center organization; spindle assembly. The record is from RefSeq and is a predicted model, not a curated record. Gene Ontology annotation, cellular component: HAUS complex; mitotic spindle; microtubule organizing center.
AUGUUUACCCGGAGACGUUCCAGAGCUUUUCUGCUGGAGGCAGUUGACAGAGGAACAGAGUUUGUAGAAGUCUUGAAAACUGUCUAUCCCAAGGCAACUACUCUUCAUGAGAAGGACUUUGACUGGCUCUUUGACUGUCCUCAGACAGAACAAUUUCUGGAGUGGUUCUGCAACACAGUGGGAGAAGAGAAUGUACUGAAUCCUACAGAACUAGAGACCUAUGAGAAACUGAUAAUUUCUGGGAAGCCCAUCUUAGAAGGUGAAGCAUUGGAAGAAGUGUUGAGGACCUGUAGCCAAUCUUCUCAGCUGAACAGUGAGCUACAAGAGAAUGAAGCCCUGCCCCUCGAGUUACUUGAACAAGAGAUGCAGAUGCUGAAGAAUCAAUGUGCAUGUCGAAUAAUGCGAUGCAACAAGCUUCAGAUUCGUGUAGCCAGUUUGAAGCAGAAGCUCUGCCAUUUGACAGACAAAAAAGAGAGAUCAAACAGAGAACUGAAGAAGGUGCACCUAAAGCUUGAGCUAGAGAAUUUUCAAAGCAAUGAUAUCCUCAGUGAGGCUGGUCAGAUAACAGAGAAGCUAGCACACUGGCAUAAGGAACCUGGGUAUGAGCAACUAACUUUAUCAAGAGAUCUAGGGCACUACCUGGAAACAGAAGAAAAUUUCACAAAAGCUUUUUUGAGAUUUUUUCCAAAAGUUGUGGCAAGUAUUAUCAAUGAUAUGGAGACUGAUCAAACAACUUUUGCAAAAAAGGAGCAAAGAGACAUUACAGAACAGCUGAGUUCAGAAUCUAUAGCUAAACUAGUUCAGCAGCUACAGCUGGAAGACAAGAGUUUAGUUUAUGUUGAUAAUUCUGAUGAUCACAAAAUAACCUUGGAAGUUUUAAAGAACCAAAUUCUCUAUCAAGAGCAACUGCCCAGCAAGAAUAAGUCAGAUUUUAAACAGAAAGAGCUGCUAGAAAAAAUAGACCAACCGAAAGCAGAUAAUUUCAAGACUGAAGGCCUGCCUAUUCAGGAUUUCUGUCAAAAAGGGCUGAAGACACAGACAGAAUCUGGCCAAAUAGAACACCUUAAAGAUAAAAACAUGGGAAGAUAUAGGGAAGAACUGGGACAUAUGGAGUUAACAUACAUGUGGAGCAAAACAGUGAUAGUCAUGACUACUGCAAGAAUUAAGGGAAUUUCAUCCACCUUGCAAUGGGCAGGAAAGGUUCUGAAAGUCACUAAGGAGAACAAGGUGAAGGAAGAGAAGUGUGAAUUAAGUUUUCGUGUGGCUAAUUGCCAGGAACAGUUAUGCACUCUCCAAAGUGAAGUAAAUGGAAAGACCCAAUUGCUUGUGCCCUUGCUUCAAGGCAUUGCCCGCCUGCUUCGUUUGCCUAUAAUAAAUGGAGAACUUGACCUGGAAGCCAUGAGACUUGAAUAUCUUGAAUGUAUACAAGAAGAAGCUCUUGGCCAGAUACUGGGCCAGCUCAGCCACUUUGAGCUGCUGAGACUCUUGCUGAUGUUGAAGAAAAAGAAUCUGCAAUGGAUUGGAACCAAGUUGGAGGGACUGAUGAAUGUCCUGAAAAAAUCUCAGUCUAAAUUAGAGGAAUGGCAAUCCUGCUUUGAGGAUUCAAGAUUCUCCAUUAAGCAAUGCCCACGAACUCUGAUAGAUCCUAGUGAUCUCACUACCUUACGGUUGUGGGAGAUGUUGGACAAGCACAGUCAAGAGAAACAACUUUUUCGUUCAUAUGAGACUUUGGCAAGCAGGAGUUCACGAUUGUGCCAGGAACUCAGAAUGCUUCAAGUGCAGCUAGCCACACCAUUUCCUCAGUUUCUUAAACUAGAGUCUGAGAACAAGGCACUGUACUGUUUGAUAUAUGGUGACUCCAACCAGUUAAUGCUUCAUGCUCAGGAAUUGUCAGAACCUCUGGAGCAGCUUAGCAUCACACAGGCUAAACUCUAUCAAAUGCUAAUGGACACCCUGACUGACUUAAAGGCCAAACGCAAAGCUAUGCAGAGCCACUUUCAGAAGACUGAGCGAAACCUCUAUAUACACUUCUUCAACAACCCAGACCACCUGAAGAAGCUGGUACAAAAAGCUGAAAAGCAGACACUGGUAUCUUCAUGUGUGUAA